Molecule: messenger RNA, 3161 nt
Organism: Dreissena polymorpha
Lineage: Eukaryota; Metazoa; Mollusca; Bivalvia; Myida; Dreissenidae
Exons: 2
Coding region: 93-1319 (408 amino acids)
Source: RefSeq, a predicted model, not a curated record
GAAUCCUUGGUAGAGAUUGGGAGUAGGUAAAUCAUGAUUGCACGAAAUUGGAUAUUUUUCCUAAUGGAAUUAAAAUUGAAAAAUAGGUGCGCAUGGACAUCUUUAAGAAAGGACUACUUUAUCAACCAUUUUACCAGAAUAUGCGUGCAUUAAAAAUGGAUGACAAGGAUGAAGCAAUCAGCGAGGUGUUGGAAAAACUGAAUGGCAGACCAUUGUUCGUUAACAUUACAUAUUCUGCCAAUUAUAAUAUGCACGAUCGUUUCCUGACGACCACUUCAGCAGGCCUAGAUAUAGAGGUGGUAGGGAGUUCGAAAGAUGGCCUGAAAACAGCGCGCUUUUAUGACGUAGGCGAUGUUGACAUUCUCGUUUACUCCAGAAUAUUUUUUGACGCACACGACGAAGCCACCUUCGAGUUCAGGUCUGAUAAUCCUCUGUUUUUCCAUAUACCGCACCCAAGACAGAUACAGAACACAACCCUUGUAGAUGGAAAAUAUUUGAACGCGAGGUGGGUUCGACUUUUUGUUACCAGUAUGUUUGGAGUCGACGAAAAGCAGACUUUUCGCAGAUCUACUUACUCCAUAAUGCCUAAAGGUGUCCAAACUUCGGAUUUGAAAUGCGCAACCACGGAGACUAUCAAUUUUGCAGAUCAGGUCUUUGACCCGGUUUAUAAGGCCCCCGAUUCGUUCAUUGACCAUCACCAUGUGUUUGUAUGGAAUACGGAACAUAUCGUGUUUGCCUACUUGUUGUACACAUGCAACAGUGAGAAAGUGGAGUUCGUAAGAGAGAUGCUGUAUGGAGCCGAGCAUUUACUGGAGAAGGGCAGUGGGCUCCGUUCGACCCUUAAAGACCGAUUUGGGCAACUGAAGCAGGACUUCCAAAAAGCUUUCUUUGGCGUUCACGAUUUGCUGUAUUUCAAAAGCGACGAGUUUCAAAACCUCCUUACUCAGACGGUAGACGAGGCAGUUUCAGACCCUAGCGUCUCUGCUGAAGGAGGCGUGAAACCACACGGGGAAUAUUCCGCGGACAAGGUACCCGCAAUACGUUGUCGAGCCUGGCCUCGGACAGCAAAGUCUUUCAUAACACGCCGACGAGUUUGGCCGCCGAAAGAGGUCGUUGACGAAAUUGUGGCUGAAGGCUUUCGUAUCGUUCCUAAGUCGGCUAUACUGGAUCCUUUUCCUCUGAAGGACUUCAUUCUGUCGUUUUCGCAUGCGGACGUGCGGCUGGUACGGCUUCUUCCUGAAGAGGCCCGGGUCGCUUAUCGCCUCGUCAAGAUCUUCUUCAAGUGUGGAAACGUUGCUAUGAGGACAAAAACACGCUGAAGACGUACCAUUUGAAGCAGGCUCUGCUAUGGACCGCCGAGGAGCGUGCGCCUGAGGACUGGAUUCAAGCUGGUCUUCUCGCAGGAAUGCGUUGGCUACUUUCAUAUCUCAUCAAUGUUUUGGAGAAGGGAUUUUUUCCAUCAUUUUACGUGGAGGGAAGCAAUCACAUCUGCCAUUUUACUAAGGAAGAUUGUGCCGCUCAUAUUGAACUGUUUGGCAAGAUACAAAGAAAUCCGGCAAACUUCGUGAAAGUUGUUGUUGACAAUGAAUUGGAGUACAACCGUUUAACAAUGCGAGAAGAUUCAUUCAAAACCAUACAGGAUCCUAAAAAUAUCAACAGCUUUACCUGGAUGCAGCUUAUUAAAUUAACGAGUGCGUCACAAAGUGAAUUGGACGGCUACGAUCCAGAUGCGAUUGUUAAUCGUGGUUUUGACGCUUACCGGCAACUUCAUCUUGUGGAUCCGUUCAACACAACCCCCCAUGACAACGUCUACAUCGGGACCACAAUAACGAUGAAAGAGCUUCGUAACGUUGAGGUAUUUCUCCAGACGGUAACACAGUUGGAAAUGAAUCUGUUCGCUGUGUUGGAAACGGACAUUGACAACGAAAUCGUUCAUUUUUCAGAGGAGUGGAUGCUAGAAGAAACGUUGAAGAAACUGUAUCCGCAGUAUGACAAGACAGCAGACUUGGCGUACGGUGAUCACGCGCUCGCUGUCGCAAAACUUCGCCUGAAAUACUACCGCAGUGUGUACCAUGCCCUGUGCGGCAUGCUCAAGAUCGCUUGUUACCAGAAAGACGCGGCUUUCGGAAACUACGACGUCAGGUACAUCGUACAUCUCGUGAAGGAGUUGAUCAACUAUUUCAGAUUCACUGACGAGAACGUGGACGACCUGUUCCACUCCCUGUUCUUCUUCUGCCACUUUACGAGGCUGCGCCACCACAGACUGACUAUCACCGACCAGAUGCUACGCAGCAUACGUGAGUUUCUCCAAGAAGCAGAUAUCCUGAUGACCGUGUAUUUUAAUACGAGGCUUUCCUAUCCACAGCCGUACAUCGUCACUGGAAUAGUCGACCUUCUAGGCGAGUGCUUCCCGCGGCGCACAGAGACCGGCAAUGCCGGCGGAUGUCCCCCAUGUCGAUCGGCGGUGUCUUGAUUUAAAUGAUUAAGAUGAAAGUUAUGAAGUAAUGUUGUUUUUUUGUCAAUAAACACUUUGUAUAAGUUAUGAUAAGUAUUUUAAGCCAGAACUACAACCAUAAUGUGAACAUUAUUGCAACUCUAGCGUGGUCGGAUAAUCUAAAUAAUAGUUAUAGUAUUAUAUGCCGCGCUCAUGGCCCAGACUUUAAACAAUGCUUAUUUCGUACUGUGUUAUUUCUAUACAAAUAACCGAUCUUAGCAGAGCUUGUAUCAGAUUAGAAUAUUAAUUUCUGUUGAUUAUACGUGUGUAGUAUAAUGAACUUUUGUUGACUGCGUAUCUUUUUGCUUGUAUGUUAUCAAAAUUAAGUGUGAGGUAAAAAAAAAUCCAAUAUCUGCGUAGCUCACGAUAUCUAGAAAAAAACUACCUUUGGAUAGCAUUUGUCCUUGUCAACACCUACCGAUAUUUGCAUGAAUGGUACAUGCAAGCUUUAGUAAGAAUACAUGUUCUGAAAUGUUUUGUUAUGUUGUAACCACGUUGAGUUUCGGAAAUAUUAUAUAUAUGUUUACAGUUGUAUAGUAAUGUUUACAACAUACAUAUUAAAUUAAUAUUUGUCAGACUCGGUUAGUGGUCCCUAUCGACAUGUCAUUAAAAUAAUAUUAUAUUUUCAAAACACAUUAUUUUCAUUAUUUAGGUAUGCAUUACAUUA